UAUUUGUAUCGCGGACGGAUGUACGUCGUCGUCGCUAACGUCAUCGGUUCGGAAACCGAAAUGUCUCGGACUUUCUGGUGAACUGCAGUGUUGGCAGUUUUUACUCGAUCAAACCACGAUCAGGUCACAGUAAGCUGGUGAAGUCAAUUGUUGUUUUCGAGUUUUAUUUUCGUGCAAGAUUUCGUCGGCGAAUCAAUUUUCCUGGCUCCGAACGUGCUGAGGUUCGGCUGGUGUUUCACUCUUGGUAAGAGCAAGGAUAAUCAGUAAAACGGUGAUGUAAGAGUGGCAGAAGAGAGUUUUCGUCCUCAGCAUUCGUCGUCUCUCGCUCUCACUCUCUGUCUCUGUUUCUCCGUGUUCCGAUGGGCUCGUGUAUGGCGGUGUUGGUGUUCGUCAGGACGAGGAAAAGUGCAUUUUCUCUGCUCGAAUUCGGACUUCCUGUGGCGGCAGUGAUGAUGGUGUUGGUACAGAGCCGCUGUUUUUCUCAUCGGUAACCAGAAGCAAACAGCAGGCACAACACACGAUGGAAAAUCAAAAUUAUCAAUCUUCCCAUUCACGUACUCAGUCUUUGGCGGAUAUUCGAACGAACGCGUCGCGUGUAUUUCUCUGGCGUGAAUGUUUUGCCGAGUGUGCAAUUCGUGACACGUCUCGUGAGUGUUGUUUUCCCGGGCGCGCUUGGUUCGUUAUCGCUUUGUCUCAUCGGCAGCAGCGAGCGGAUGUAACGAUCGCGAUCGGGCGGUAUGCCAUCGAGUGCUCACACGAUCGACGCCGGUAAUGAUCGUAGCAGCUAUGCGGGCACCGUUGAACAGGUGGCAGUAGUAAAGUUGGGAAGUGAAAGUACGCGGGUGCAGAACGAGUGACGCGGAUAAAUACAAUUAACAUCGGUGACAAGUGAAACAAUCGGAUCGGAGGUGUUGUGGAAGCAGGUGCCGGUAGAAUGUAGGACAAACACGAAGCAAAUCCUAGUAUCGAUUGAAGGAUUGUGUCACAGGCAGUCUUAAGCUGGGGCUCUUUUAAAGACAGGUGCCAACUCGAGCUGAACGGUACCAACCCGGCAUCGGAACGGGUUUGAUGGAUGUUGUUUGUGUUUUGUGAUUUUUCUUCUAUAUCCGUGGAAAUCAAGAAAGUGAGCCACUUCAGCUAUUGCAACAAGUGUUAGUUGGAAGAAGAAUUUGCCUGCUUGAUAGGGAAGAAGUGCUACAAACCUAGGCAAACCGAAAGGAGCGAAUCCUUUUCGUUCGGUUGAUAGUAAUAAUAAUAAUAAUAAUCAUAAUAAAAAUCGAAAAAAAAGCUUGAAAAAGCAUCAAGUAAUAAGCCAUAGAGCCGUGAAAAAAGGUGGUGUUCAUUUUCUACCCUUUCUAUUCGUGAUAAGAGUGUUUUUUUUUCUUGCGUGUGUCUGUGAGUGUCCAAGUCGUUCUUUUAUCUGUGUCCAAGUUCUCUGUGCAAGUGUCCAACCCCUCGUCACAUAAAUCAAUCAAUCAAUCAAUAUAUUACAAAAAAGUGUUCCUUUCAAUAAUCACCAAACUACAAUGCUUAAUUCGUUGGAAGCCUUGGCCGGCAAGAUCUCACCCGGAUCCGGCAAAAGUUCACCGUCGUCCGGCAUCGACAGCAACGGUAACAAGGUGCUGCUGGGUGGAUAUGCUCACCAUCAUCAUCACCUGCUGCACUCGGCCAAACAUCCCUACCAGAAGCCGGGUCUCAGCAACAACAACAACAACAGCAACGUCGUGAACAAUCCUGCCAAUGGGGCUCUGGUGGCCGCGACGGCUGCGGCAGCGGUGGUGGGGACGCUGGUCGGUGCCGGUGGUAUCCCGUUGAUCGGAAGUAGCAAUGGACCCACCGGACCCACUGACCACCACCAUCACCGAGUGGCGGACGUUCCGGAUGUGGCGACGCAGAUCGAGAUGAACGCGAAGGAAAACGCCAUCCUGAACAUGAACAACAACAACAGCAGCACCGCCAACAAUAACCUCAACCUUGCCAACAACAACAACAACAACAAUCAUACGUUGAACAACAACAACCCAAAUGUGAUAAACCAAAACAACAACGGAAGCAGUUGUCUUGGUGUGGACAUGCAGCAGCUAAUUCCGGCACGAAAGUCACCCACCGGCUGCGAGGACGAGGAAAUUCCGAGGGAUCAACCCGAUCCGGAUUACAUCAAGAUGUUCGUCGGCCAGGUGCCCCGGUCGAUGGACGAACAGCAGCUGAAGGACAUGUUCGAGGAGUUUGGCCGGGUGCACCAGAUCAAUGUGCUGCGGGACAAGGCGUCCGGGCUGAGUAAAGGGUGCUGUUUUGUGACGUUUUAUACACGAAAAGCGGCCCUCAAGGCCCAGGAUGCGCUGCACAACAUCAAAACGCUUGGGGGGAUGCAUCAUCCGAUUCAAAUGAAACCUGCCGAUAGUGAAAAUAGAAAUGAACGGAAGUUGUUCGUCGGUAUGCUGAGUAAAAAGUACAAUGAGAACGACGUACGGCAGCUUUUCUCCGGGCACGGUCAGAUCGAGGAGUGUACGGUGCUGCGGGACACGUCCGGACAGAGCAAAGGCUGUGCGUUUGUUACGUUUGCAACCAAGCAAGCAGCGAUCGGAGCAAUCAAGUCGCUACACCAGAGCAAAACGAUGGAAGGUUGUUCGGCUCCGCUGGUGGUUAAGUUUGCCGACACCCAAAAGGACAAGGACGCCAAGAGGAUGCAACAGAUGCAGUCGAAUCUGUGGAACAUUGCCGGCAUCAAUCAACCGAUCACGCAAUCGGUGACACCCCUGACGGCACCGGCUACCGGCCACCAUCCGAACCCACCGCAACAGCAAACACCGUUCCUAGCGGCCGACGCAAUCUCACCGGCCUCCCUGACGCUCCUGCAGCAACUCCAGGCGGUGGCCCAGCAGCAACAGUUUCUGCAAGGUCUCGGUGCUCAGACUGACACAACGACGGCAGCAGCCGCAGCCGGACUGUUGAGUCCACUGUCGAUGCAGAACCUGGUAACGCUGGCGGCCAUGACGCAGCCCUCGCUCCAGGCAGCCGCCGCCCAGACGCCCAGCGCGGCCAUCACCAACGCAGCGACCUCAUUGUGUCUCUUAGGGAAGACAGCCUCAGGGGCAGCCGGAACUGAUACCGCACUGACGCAGUACGCCGCACUGCCGCAGUUUGGUUCGGCCGCAACAGCAGCAUUCACCACAACGCCUUUAGCAAAUCCUACGAUGGCGCAAGCAGUGGCCGCAGCCGCUGGCAAGCAAAUUGAAGGUCCCGAGGGUUGCAACCUGUUCAUCUACCACCUACCGCAGGAGUUCACCGAUACCGAUCUGGCCUCGACGUUCCUCCCGUUCGGCAACGUCGUAUCCGCCAAGGUUUUCAUCGACAAGCAAACCAAUCUGUCCAAGUGUUUCGGCUUCGUAUCGUUCGACAAUGUGGCCUCGGCGCAGGCCGCCAUCCAGGCAAUGCACGGUUUCCAGAUCGGUACCAAGCGGCUGAAAGUGCAGCUGAAGCGUUCGAAGGACGCUUCGAAGCCGUACUAGACCACCCGCAGGUCAAGAAGCGCAGGAUUUCACCAGACGGCCAGCAAAAUCGGACCAGAGAGAGAGAGAGAGAUAGAGAGUGGUCGAAAGUUCAGAGGGGAAGAAUCAAAGAGAGAGAAAAAAAAGAGAAAGCAGCUACUCGUUCGUCGUUCUGUUCGUGCUUGUCGGUCUAUUGCUAGAGAGAGAGAGAGAGAGAUAAGUUCUAUUGUUUUAUUAUUUUUUUACAUAAGACACAGUCAAACACACACAUAUGCAAACGUGCAACCACUAAUUGUUACUCACUGUCGUAACGGUCGUCGGGUAGAAACUGUGGUAGAGUCAGUCUCUGUUUCCUGUUUUCGAUGAUUGGUGAAGAAAAAAGGUUGUCGUUUCCUGUUCGAUAAUUUUUGAUUAUCAACUUUUUUUUUCGUUACUUGUUCGGAGAUCGUUCGUUCGUUCGGUGAGAAGACAAGAAUUCCAAAACAACAAAACUAAUGAUACAAAAACAAACUAGCUAGCACAAACAAACAAAAGGUAGCUGCGCGCAUCGAUCACCGUCGUAGACUAUAAUGUUCAUCCUUAUCAUUAACCGGAAUUUGUUGAGUAGUUAUUUUUUUUUUUGUUUACUGCAAUUUUUAUUACAAUCAUUACUAUUAUUACUAUUAUUAUAAUAUUAUCAAUUCUUUUCGUCGUAGAGGAAAAGUAGUACAAUUAGGGCCUGACGGCUGGGAAUGCCAACUUCUCCCUGGAAGUUACCCAGUGUUAUCUUUUUUUUAGCAAAAAUCACACACACAUCGUGGAUGUUGUUUUUGGUUUCUCAUUUAUUUUGAAACGAUUAUGACCUGGGGAGGAGCUGACUUCUGUUGAGACCCCCGGGAAAACCAAAGGCUAGUAGUCAGUUUUCAUUUGUUUAUUGCUGUUUUUCUUUUUAAAUUAAUCACCCCAAGUGAAUUAGGAUUUGUUUUAUAACCCUACCAAAAAAAACCGCUAUCUUGUGUUUAAUGGUAAUCACAUUAAACCUAGGCACCUGAAUUAAAAUGAACUUUGUUAUAUUUCCAUCGCCACCCCCACCCUCCUUAUUCUUACAAACAUAACGCAAGUGAAUUAUUUGAAUUGGAUUUUCUUUUUGUUACUCUUCUCUUUCAUUGCAAGCAACAGUUUUACGCAUAAGAGUAAACGAUUAAUAAUUUAUUAUCAUACCGAUUCACUGAUUAUCAGAAGAAGAAAAAAAAUACAAUUAAUUAGUUAAUUAGUAGUUACACGUAUAUGUAUUGGUUAAGUGAAUGGACUUGUAACUUGUGGAGUAACACUGAUUUGAUGAAUGUGAGCUAUGUUAGGACAGUUGAACACCGAACCACAAACACAAGAGCACACACAUACACAGUCGGGAGAAAAAAAACCAACGUGAAAACUUUGUUAGUGAAAAGCUUAUGUAUACAUGUAACUAUUUAUGUAUAAUCAGAUUAAAUGUCACUCAUUCAUUAUUCAUUUCUGGUAUCAACGCGUCAUUAUUAAUUCUAUUAAAAUUUGAAAUUACUAUCAAUUUAGUGGAUGGACGGAUGCAUAAUUGCAGGCCACCGUGAAUUGAAAGUGGAGCGAAGCGAGCGAGGUUGGCAACAACACUAUCGAUGACCGAGUUCCGCACGGGAAUUUCGUUCACACCCCCCACCCCCCACCCCCACGGUACCCGCUGGUGUCGGUAGUGUGGAAUGGAAUUAAGCUGUACUACCGGUAGUGUGUAGGUGCACGAAAGUAAUAAUAAUAAUUAUGAUUACAAAUUGGACCAUAAUUAGUGUGAGAGAAAGGUAGCACAAUACGUUUUCGUGCUGCUGCUUCGAACGCAUUUUGGGGUUUGGGGGUGGAAAAAAAAUGAUUACAUCAUUGGUAGGAGCAAUCAGCAAACCGCAUUGGAACCACAGUUGGUUUCUGUAUGGCAAUGGAUUGAUUUUAUUUUUUUUCUGCCGUUUGUGGUUUGAUAAAAUCUGAUCCCAUUUUUUUUUUAUUUCGCUUGAUUCAACACUUGAUUCUUGGUUGGUAAUACCGUUCGAAUUCAUGUGCAGUAUUGUCCGGGUUUUUGCAGAUUUACGAUGGCCAGAAGAUGUUCAGGAAUAAUGAAACCAGUCUCCUAAGUACACGGAGAAAAAUCUAUGGUACUAUCAACCAUAUUGAAGGUUACUUCAAUCGAAUUCCUACAUUGAAAUCGGCAUAACCAUGUUUUUGAUUUACUUCGACUGACUAUGAACUUCAAAAUGAACUGGAAUACAAGGUUGUUUUUAGCUCCGAUUUUAAGGUAUUUUCAACGAAUAUUCGUUUGGAACAACUAUAAUUAUGGUUGUUCCAGUUUGACAGCUGAAAACUCUUAGGUAAAUUCAACCAUACUUCACAACUUAUUUCAAACAAAGUUUGGAUUACACAUACUGAGAUUUUUUUUUUAAAUGAACAACAAAAUAGUGAGUGCAAUAAUUACUUCUUGUUGAUUCAAAGAAAAAGUUUGUUCGAACGAAAUGAGAAGUUUUGAGGUAGAACGUUAUAUUUUGGUUAAGGGAAAUGAAAUUAAUUUUAUUCUUUCGUUUGUAUUUUCCUCAUAAGUACAUUGCUUCAAGUUUUGUAGUUACAUAGUCGUAAAUAAGUGGUCCUUUCUAAAUAAUGUUGAUCUAUAACAUUGCCUAUUAUUAUUUUCUAUGUUACUUACUACUACUGGUCUAGCUGUAGUGCUUAUUUCAUACGAUUGCAAGUGUUCGUUACAUUUCUUUUAUUUUAUAUUUCUCGCAGAGCAGCAAAAGCGCAUUAUCGUUAUUGAAAAAUAUUUCUGUUAUUUUGAAAAUAUCAGUGGUAUCACUGCAUAUUGUACCUUAUUUUAGAUAGUAUUCUUCAUUUAUAUAAUUUAGCAAAAAAAAAAUAUGGAUUUUUCAUUAACAUUAACUGAAUUAAAGAUAUUAUACUUCUCUUGUUCAGACUGGAAUUGAUUAAAAUCUAUUUGACUUUCGUCGUAUGUAAUUUUCGAGGUUGAGGAAUUUUUUCCGAUACAAUCAUAUGCAAAUUUAAAAUCGGAUUUUAUGGCUAUGGUUGAGCGCAUAUCUAUACGAUUACUGUUAAUUCUACAAUACGCUUUGAAUUCUUUAUGUUUCGAUUCAAACCUCAUUGACUAAUGUGUGCACCAUGUACUGUACCAUGUUGUGAUGUUUCGGUUUGAGAGUAUCUUGGAAUAGUUUUACAUAUUGAUUAUGAUGAAAUGUUAUAAGUGAUUUUAGCUCUUUGGCCAACGGUAAUAGAAUUUCUCUCAAAAGUAAGAUGUGAACUAUUUUUACCGAAGCACAUGCAAGCUGUCAUACAGCAUCUGUUUCGGGCACUAGAGGACCUAUAAUCAACGGAAGAAACAUUAUUAAUGUCUUCGACUCUUUUGAUUCUUUUCAUUUUAAUAUGGUGCUCUUGAAUAUCAUGUAUAAUGUAAUGUUACUUGAAUGCACAUUUGCACAGUUCAGUUCACACUUUUUACAAUAUAAAUUCACUUUAAAAACAAUGGAAACGAAAACUAAACACAGCCGAGAAGAAGCGAGCUAACGAUGAAAGCAACCGAAGCAAACUGAAAAAGUAUUUUGUUUUGACUUAAUCGUCAGGCGGUAUUCACCUAACCGAAAAUUUAGGUUAUUUAUACUCAACAUAUAUGUAUCAUCCAACAAGCUGAAUUUUGAUUGGUACAACUUUGAAUAUGAUUUAAAAUAACUAAUUAUUUUGGUGUAAGCAAACAUUUUUAAUCUUACAACAAUAAUAUUGAAUGAUUGGAAACUUAUUGAAUUAAUAAUUUGGAUUAAUAUAAAUCAUUGGUUUGAAACGGAAAAUUUUCAAUUUUGAUUCAAUAAAUAUUUGACUUUGAAUUUCAACAAUACAAUUAGUUGUUUCAAACUAAGCCAAUUCCUCUCUGUGUAACAUCAUACCGGCGGUGAAAGUAUAAAUAAGUACAUUAACAUAAACUUGAGCGCUGCUGUGGCUUGUGCUUGCUACUUCAUUAUGGGCCGAGUGAUCCAACGAAUAUUUAAUGCACGAUUUGUAGAAAUCCCAAUAAUCUUUGAUCAGUAUCGAAGCCGAUUAAAGAUUGUUAGAAUUCCGACUCUUAGAACUCUUCACUUGGGAAGACAUUUCGUCGAAGACCGUUUCACCGAACAGACCAUUUUCGUCGAAUGCCAAUUUGUCACGAAUCAAACGAUCGUAGGCGUAUGCCAGUGUUGGAAAUCCCAUCAAUGCGAGGACCAGCAGACUAAAUUUUGUAGCGCUUAGCAUCCUGGUUGAUAUGGCAAAGAUAAAAAAGCGAUGUUUUAAGUCCCGGUGGUAAAAGUUUGAACAUUUUCGAUCUUGAUAAAAUAAUUGGUUUAAGGGCUGAGAACAUUACGCUACAGACGUAGGUGUUUUUUUUUUGCUAUUUUCAAAUUAAAUUUUCUUGAAAACGGUAAUGAAUAUCGAAAAACCCGAAAAUCUGACAAAAUCUCUUCGAAAUUUAGUUGAGAAUAUUCUGUGAAAUUUUCAGAAUGAUUCAUUGAGUUUACCGCUCGUGUUGUAUUUUUUCCUACUGGAGAACUGCUGAAAAUUGGAACGCUCGGAAUUUGUUCAUCGAAUAACCUGGCUUUGAAGGCUUGUAUCAUAAAUCUACCGUGACAAAGUCUAGAUAAUUUAGUUUAGGUGCGAUUAGUGCACAAAAACAUAUAAAGACUGUCCCAGAAAGUAUGGACGCACUUUGAUUUCGCUGUAAAUAAUUCACAAGUGUUAGAUAUUCAAAUUUUAUUCCAUAUACUGAUCAUAUUAGACUACAACAACAGAAUAUUAUUCUCAACAUUUGCUACUUAGCCAUAGUAGACUAGCUGGCGCACCUUCUUGCGAAUGUUCCUCAUUAAACUCCGUGCAGACUUCUUGGCGACAAGUUUUGACACUUUUUUCCAAUCUUUUUCGAACUGUUGAAUCGUUUCGACUGCCGAGAUAUGUUUCCUGAGAUGUGCCUUCGUUAAUGCCCAAAAUUCCUCAAUUGGUCGAAGCUGUGGGCAAUUUGGUGGAUUGGGACGAAAGUAGUAUACCAUUCUACCGUUGAUUUCGAGUAGUGGCAAGAAGCAAAAUCUGGCCAGAAGACAACAGGAUCCUUGUGGCUUCGAAUCAUGGUCGUUUUUGUAAACAUUCCUUGAUGUAUAUUUCGCUGUUCAUUGAAUCAGUGGUGAUGAAGGGUUUCGAAAUCUUACCGCUGCUUCAAAUUGCUUGCCAGACCACUCGGACUGGUUUAACACUUGCCCUUUUCGCACCGUAUAAUAUUGUGCUCCCGGCAAGGAUUUGUAAUCGAUUUUCACGUAGGUUUCGUCGUCCAUGAUUAUGCAGUUCAAAUUUGCCAGCAAGAAUCGUAUUGUACAGCUUUCGAACCCUCGGCCUGAUCGAUGCUUUUUGUUUCGGACUACGCUUUGCUUGUUUAUGCUUCUUAUAGGUUCAAAGAUUCAAACGUUUUUUAGCACGAAGAACAUUUGACUUCGAAGUGCCCACAUUUUUGGCCACAUCCCGAACUGAAACCUCCUUCUUUUGCUCGAAAGCCUUCAGUAUACGUUUAUCCAACUGAGGGUUAGCAGGACCUUUUUUCGACCCGUUUUUGGUUUAUGCUCAAAGGUGUUAAUCCUCACCGAACAUCGUGAUUGCAUUUCGCACGGCUUUUUCACUUACUCCUUCCAUUUUUGCUAUCUUUCUCAGUGACAGUUCGCGUUCUGUGCACCAUUUGUACACAAUUUUUCGACGUUGUUCUGCUGAAAGUCCACGUAUUUUGGAACAAACUAAUGAAAACGAAUAAACAACUGCACAAGUGGUUGGAGAAGAGUGUAAACAACAGGACGCAGCCAUAAAAAUUAACAGAUUCUGAUCCAUUGCGAAAUGGCAGCGGUUUUUGGUUGCGUCCAUAUUUUCUGGAACAGUCUGUACAAAGUCAAUUUCAAUGCAUCCGCCAUUUUACUCGCUUUAGUUUCUUGGUGGUGUCCGGGAAAAGAAGAUUAGAGUAGAGAAAUAAAAUCUGCUCUAGAAGGUUCCUAAACACACAGACGCAAAGGGAAUUUAGGGAGUCAGGGAGGACCCACUGUCCUCAGGCCCAAAAGAAAUAUUCGAAACCUAAAUUUUUUUUCGACUCCAAAAGACGUAGUAUUGCAUGGAACGUCGAGAUUUGCUAUUUCGAAAAAAAAAAUUGGGACUGUUACUGAAAAAUUUUGAGAUUUCCUAAAUUGAAAAAUUUUUCAGUAUGUCUUAGAAUUGUGUUUCCUUAAAAAAACGUUUUCAGAACAUAAAAUCUUGACGUUUCAUGUAAUUUUAAGUCUUUUGACAUAAAAAAAAUUCGAUUUCGGAUAUCGCAAAAGAUAGUUUUUUUUGGCGUGACACUAAAUUAAAAUCGAAAAAAACAGUUAUGCCAAAAAUCUUAGAAAUUCAUAAAACGUGGAGAUAUGGUGUUCUCUCGAAAAGAAAUUCAUGCUGUUUAAAAAAAAUCGAUUUCGGAAUACUAAAAAUAGUCCCAGAGACGAAAUUUAAAUUUUUUUCGAGAUUCCACAAAAUCUUGACGAUUUAUGUAAUUUUGAAACGUUUGGCAUCAAAAAAGUCCCCGAAAUUUUUUGUCGAGAUGACACCAAAUCUCAAAAAAUCCAGAAAGUCGUUUUUUUUAUAAAAAAAAGUUUUCUGAUGACACCCAGUUUCAUCAUUUCAUGCAAUCCUAAGUCUUUUGGUAUUAAAAAAAUAAUUCGAUUACGGAAAUCUUAAAAGUUUCGGAAAGUUAAUUGAGGAAAAAAAUUUUUUGAACUAGACAUUAAAUCUCGAAAUUUUGAGAUUUCUAAAACCGAAAAAAAACAAUUUUGAUGACAAAAGUCUUAGAAUUUCAUGAAACGUGGGAUCGGGUGUUAUCUCGUAAAAAAAUCAUGCCAUUUCAAAAAGAAACAUUCGAUUUCAGAAAUCUAAAAAUAGUCCCAGAGUCGAAGAGUAGCAUAAAAAAAGUUCCUGGAAGUCGAUUCCUUUUGGAAUUUAAAAAAAAAAAACAAUUUUUCCUUUUUGGAAAUCUAAAAAGUCCCAGAAAGUCGACUUUACCAAAUAAAAAAUUUAUCGAGAUGACACCAAAUCUCAGAAGUUCCAAAAAGUUGAUUUAAGAUAAAUUCUAGAUGACACCAAAUUUCGACGUUUCAUGCAAUUCUUGUCGCAUUAAAAAAAUCGAUUUCAGAAAUUUCAAAAGUUCCUGAAAGGCGAUUUCUUGCAAAAAAAAAUUUUGAGAUUUCCAAAAUCGAAAAGAACAAUUUUGAUGCCAAAAGUCUUAGAAUUUCAAGAAUCGUGGAAAUCUGGUAUAUUCUUGAAAAAAAUGCAUGAUAUUUAAAAACAAUUAGUGAUGGGCGAGCGCUCACGAGCCGUUCAUUUGAACCGACUCGUAGCAAUGAGCGAACGAACCACGGCUCUUCAAAAUUGAACCGCGGCUCUCAAGCAGAGUUGCCAUUUUAAAAUCUGCGUUUCAACUUGGAAAAUCUGUGUGCCUGUGUACGUCCAAAUUUGAUUGCUUUUUUGGUUAAACGAUAAUGUUUUCUAAUGAAGCUGUUAAAAAUACAUAGGAACAUUUAUUCAGCAGUGAAUUUUCAAAGAAUUCUGUCGUAAUAGGAGAAGAAAAAUAGAUUUUUUUCCAAAUGGAAUUUCAACUAAUUUAUUUCAAUAUCCCGCUUCCUCGCACACGGACACCUCUAGUUGUGAAACACAAUUUUAGAUCGCCCAUACCGCUCAUGCAUUUCCGUGGCUCUCUCACGCACACUCACUCUCUCGAACCGCUUCUCCACAUUGACGUUUAUUGAAAAAGAGCCAAUAAGCCGUUCAAUUGAACCGGCUCUUACGAAAGAGCGUUCGGUUCAGAGCCGCUCAUUGAAAAGGGCCGUAUUGCCCAUCACUAAAAACAAUCCAUUUCGGGAAUCUGAACAUAGUCCCAGAGUCGAGAUUUGAAAAAAAAAUUAUUUUCGAGAUACCACAAAAUUUUGAUCGUGACUUGUAAUUCUAAAACCUUUGGCUUAAAAAAAAUCUCAAAAAGUCGAUUUUUAAAAAAAAAAUUGUUUUCGUGAUGACAUUGUCUCGUUUUUCUUCUUAGUCUUUUGGCACAAAAAAAAUCUCUUUCGGAAUUCUCGGCGUCCCAGAGAGUCGACAUUUUCCAAAAAAAAAUGCUUAUGACAAAUCUCGACGUUUCAUGCAAUUUUAAGCCUUUUAGCAUAAAAAAAGUUCUAUUUCGGCAAUCUCGGUGUCUCGGGAUGACACUAAUUCUCGACGUUUCAUGAAGUUCUAAGUCUUCUAGCACCAAAAAAAAAAAUCUGUUUCGGCAAUCUCGGCGUCUCAGAAAGUCGAUUUUUUCCAAAAAUUAUUUUUCGGCAUGACACAAAAUUUCAACAGUUCAUGUAAGUUUUUGGCAUCAAAAAAAAUUUUAGAUUUCGGAAACCUCAAAAGUCCCAGAAAGUCGAUGUUUUAAAAAAAUUUUUUUUUUCGAAGUGACAAUAAAUCUCAACGGUUCUUGCAAUUCUUCUUUUGGUUCUUUUGGUAUCGAAGAAACAAUUUUCGGUUUCGACAAUCUCAGUCCCAGAAAGUCGAUGCGAAAAAAUUUUUUUUCAAGGUAACACAAAAUCUUAACAUUUCAUGCGAUUUUAUGUCAUUCAGCAUGAAUUUUUUUUUGUUUUCAGAAAUUUGAAAGUUUUUCGUAGCUCCAGAAUGCCCAUUAAAAAAACACCUUAUGAAAAUGAAAAAUUAUGAGUCGUCGUCCUUCCGGAAAGUAGGUAAAGCAUCAACAUUUUCUCCAUCAUGGGUUGGUGCCCUCUGGAUGUUGGCUCCCGAGACGGUCGCCUCACCCUCACUACGGCUCUGACUUUGGAUAACCAAUCCUUUUCUGAUAUGUCGCUUACUCCUUCAAAACCAUCGUCCCCGUUAGAGAAAGCCAGCAUAGUGCUUAGAUCAGUGGUCCCGAAACUUUUUUAGCUACAUUUCUACUGUCCACCAAGUAAAAAAAAUGACAAUCGAUUUAGCCUUUUACGCAGUUAAUUUGAAAUUCAAAUAUAAAAUUGAAAGAAAUGGAACAAAGAAUAAUUUUCUGCCCAAUCCUGGGUAAGCAAAAUAGACGCCAAUAGAGAAAUAACAAAAUCUCACAUUUCCCAGCCGGUUUCAAUAGGUAGGGGAGAUUCUCGAUAAGUUUUUGCUUGCGAUAUUGAAUCACAGUAAAAUUUGACCAUACCAAGUUCAUUUCAACCGGGUUUUUGAGUUGUUUUUCAUCACAUCCACGGUAGUUCAAUUGGCAGAACGGAGGAUUCCUUGGAUUGAAAAAUGUUGCGAAUUUAUAACUGUCUCCGAGAACUUGUGUCGUUUGUUUUUGGGUUUCACUAUUUUUAUUUCACCAGUCAUAUUUUUAAUCUGUCUUUCAAUUGGAUAAUGGAGAAAAGUACUGCUUCAGGUGUGUUUUCUAGGGGCAUAUAUAGGAUAAACUGUUCUUUUUUCUUAGAUGCUUUUAUAAAAGCAGUCAUAUAGGACAGACAAAAAAUGACAAUUACGUACAAAGGUAAACAAUUGUUCAAACAUUUAUGUGGCUCAGUCGGUUAUAGAACUUCGACAAAAAUGUUGUUGUUUGAUACGCAUAUUUACUGAUUUUUUGUUGUCGUGACCGAAAGUUUCAUAACCAAAAAACAUUUGAAAUCAACCAAUUUAUUUGAGGUCAACUAGUUUAUCGGAGGUCAAACAGUUUAUUCGCGACUCAAGUCUUUUAAAUGGAAAAUUAAGACACAAGUUUUUAUGAGAAGGAUGUACAAGAUUGUGAUGUGAUUGAUUGUUUAUUACUCAGAAAUAAUUAGGUGAUUUCUCAGUUUGGUAACCAAAACUACAUUUGAUUUUUGUUCGGCAAGAUAUAAGGAAGGAAUCACAAUAACAUUUAUUUCAACUACGCUCCAUAGCACAGAAUAAGUUUUGGGAAUAAACUAAACUAAACCCAAAAAUCCAGAAAAUUUUGCUUGAACAUAGACAUAAAUUCUUAAUUUUCCAUCAACUAGUCUUGUUGUUGUAAAGCUGGCUUUUUCAUAUUUGUAAACGGAUCUAAAUAGAGAUAUCAAAAACAAAACUAUCAUCAAUUAUCGAAAAAAAAUUCUAAGGAACUUUCAAAUGAGCCCAGUAUACCUAAUAAUCACCAUCUGUAGCCUAUUGUUGGGCGAGAUGCGAAGAAUGUGUAAACUUCCGACAUCUCAUAUUGUGUUGGAACCUCAAAAGUUUGCAACCGAAGCUCAAAUUAAUUCAAUUGAUCGCGUUGCAAUUCGACUAUAUUGAAAUUAGAUAACAAUUUUGUUGAUUAUGCUAAUGCGCAUUCGACCUCAACAAGCAUAUCAUGCUUACUGUUCGAUUUUGAUAUUUGCUGAUAUUUAUUAUAGCCAACAAAAUUUUGCUUGUGCAUCGCGAAAAUUCAUGCUGUUACCCGCCUCGAUUACCCAUAUAUCAUAUAAAUAAGGAAAAUCGAUCGGGAAAGUUGAAGAAAAUCUAUGAAAUUGUUUUGUAUGGAAUAGGAAAGUCUCCACUCAAUGCAUGCUAGAUCUUCAAUGAUUGUUUGGCGCGUACCGAGUUGUUCAAUGCUUCCACGCUGGAGAGUAAAAUAUGAAUACUAGAUCAUUAGUAAUAUAGUUUGUCGCGCUACGAGCUGUUUUGCGUGAAAAUUUCAAGAGCCUGCUUGAUCCACGUGCUCCACUGGCGGUUGCCUCACUCGGUUCGCCUUCACCACGGUUCUGGCUUUGGAUAACCAAUCCUUUUCUGAUAUGUCGAUUACUUCUUCAGAACCAUCGUCUCCGUUAGGGGAAGCCAGUAAGUCAUCAUAGUGUUAUUUCAUUUCAUUCAUAUGUACAUAAAAUACGUGGCUAUAGCCAUAUUUCCAAUCUGAAAAUCUGACCACUUGUUUAUCGGACGUUUACUUCCUUGAGUUUCUAAUUUGCACCUCUAUAUAGAAAACCAAAGAUGUUUUUCCACAUAAAAAAACGGUCCAUUAAAGAAGACAGUCAAUUUUCGAAAAACAAAGUGACAAAAUCCACACGUUCAAAAACUUUUAAUGAAAUCUGAAAACGUGUUGAUACUUACAGAGUCAUCAAUUUAAUGAAGACUUAUUUUUCAUUUGCCCAAUCGAAUGCACGAGUUUUUUUUUGCGGGGACAUAUGUUAUUUUACAAUUUUUCUAAAUAUUUCUUCUAAUCUUCUGCAUUCGGAUGUCUUAUUGAACACAUUAAAACCAUUGUUUUUAUUGCAGAAUAUCGAAUUUGCGUUUUUAAGAACCAUUUGUACCAUCGCAAUUGUUGUGGAUUAAUCAUACGACCACUGAGCUGAUGGAGAUCAGCGCCCAAUCUCGUAUUUCACCGACCCAGGAUGGGUGGCAUUUUAAGAUUACUGAACAUUCAAAAUUUCCGGCACUGCGCAAUUCAAUUUCGACGCUGUCAGCAACCGAGCGCCUCCACCGUUAUUAUGUCAUGGAACCACCUUGUCGUGGGUUGAUCCAUCAGCACCCUGAAACCGUUCCGUCCCAUGGUAAUAUUACUCUCGAAACAUGAUCGCCGGUGGUUUUACAUGCGAUUAGCUGGCCACCAAAAUUAGUGUCCUCCCAACCGAGCAUGCUGGGUGGGGAGGAGGAGGAAGUGUAAUUAUUUCGAAUUUCAAACAGACCAGCUGUGCGAAACUUUUACCAACAGCAGGCAGUUCGUUACUAGCAGCAGAACCCUGCGGAACUAGGUGUCCGGAUAAAUUUCAGCAUAUUCAAAUCAGCUGCUACUGCUGCACAGCACUCCGCUGGUUUCCAGUUUUAAAUCGUACUCAUUAGUCUCACCGUUGCUGCCGUAACUGGCGAUGGAGAGGAACGAUGGUUCCAACAACCAACCUAGCACUGAUUAUGAUGAAAUAUUCAAUUGCCUAAGUUCCGCACCAUGCAGAAACCGUUGGAAGCGGGUUGGAUAAUUUUGAGUACCGUACGAAUUUUGCACAGAAGUUGAUCGAAAAAAAAACAUAACUGAACAAGCGCCCGGUACGUACCCAUGGUAGAACAGUCCGUUUUCUGAAUUAUUCACGAUUAAUUUAAUCAAUUUUCAUGGCCAGCCGUUACUACUACUGCCUCUGGUCUGCUUCCGUGGAAGUAGGACAAUUGCGUUUGUAACAAUGGAAAGCCGGGGCACAAACCCAUACGUAGCAAAGGAUUUAUCGUACCACUUUUUUAUAUUACCGUGAUAAGAAUUCAUUCCACCGUUGUUCACAGUUUCGACCGGUGCUUUGGCAAUGAAACAAAAUACGACGAAUCUUAAAUCUCAGCUUACAUUCUGGUGCUUGCGUGGGGAGUUUUAGGUUUUACAACGCGAGCGUAGAAUCGUUGCGUUUGGGUCGAUGCUCGACUACGCAAUCCAGGACCUUUCGAUUGAUGCAAUCCGAAUUCGCUCCACUUUCUGAUCAGCCGAAAAUUUCCGCGUCUUGCCGCUCGGUCCAGAAACUGUGAAUCGUGCAUUCCGUUCAACCACAAAAAAAAAAUCAGCAAACAUCCGAACUGCCUGUCUGCGAUCGCAAAGUCGUUAAUUGUCGUAUAAAAAAACAAGUAUAAUAUUCUGUUCACGCUCCGGCAAUCCUAACGAAUGUCCUAAAGCUGUGCUAAUCGCACUCGAGUGAAGAAGAAAAAAAACCGAUACCGAAAUAAUACUGCGACUGAAUAAUGUUAAUGAUGAUAAGAAAAAAAAAAUAAAUGUAAAAACUGCUAAAAAAAAAAACAAAUCACGCACCCAAAAACAAAGAAGCAGAAAUUGAAUCAGUUCAUUUGUCCACACACAGAAAGAAAACAAAAUCUAGCAAGCGAAGUGAACUAAUAGUAGGUAAAACAAUGUUGAGUAAGUGAAAUAAAAACAGAAGAAAAACAAACUAGUUUAAGGAUCACAUUUUGUACAAUAUAAAAGUAAGGCACAGGUGACGAGUACCAGAACCGACCGAUUGGGGGGGGUCGGAUGGUUUUUUUCGUAUUUGUUCCCCGGUAGUGUGGCGGAGCACAUCGCGGUCUCAAGUUCCACAUUUACUUUUCUCGCGCUAGUGGAAAGCGAACCACCACCACCUGUUUUUCAGUGUUGAUAGUGAAUAAUUGCAAAAAUCAAUCUUUCAAAGCAAACCGUUGGUGAUUAACAAAAAAGGUAGUAGGAUGUUAAGAGUGUGCGUGUGGGUGUGGGAUGUACGUGUGUGAUUACCUGAGAGGGUGUGCGUAUCAGACAAGGCAGCAAAAAAAAAAAACAAUGGUCGUAGAUUUUCUAGUAAUCUGUAUAACGCAAAUCAGUAGUGUUAAAUUAAACUCUGCGAAAAUUCUAGUGAAAAAAUCCCACACGAGGAAACCGGCUAGCUACUAACAUGCAGCAGCACACAAACAGAGACCGACACAAAGUGGGGUUUAGGUGGGGUUGGGAAAAAGGGGCGAGCCCACUAUUUUGUACAACUUUCGGGUUGCCAAGCCGGGCAGCCCUCAAUCGAUAAAACAAAAAAGCCAGUUCUUUGCUCGCUCGAUACUAUUUUGUAAUCAUACAAAUGGGGAAGAAAGCAAAGGUCAUAAAGAUUACAGAAAUCGAUACUAAGAAGACAAACAAAACAAAAACAAAAAAUCGCUAAAUGUGCCAGUUGAAAGAAACCAAAUAAAUCACGUGGUGGGCAAAGAGGAAGAGGAAUGUGAAAACGAAACACUAGACGUUGGGUUGAGAGUUUAGAUUGUAGAUCGAUUCAAAGCGUAACACGAGGAUGAGAAGUAAUUUUUUCUUUGUGUUUCGUUUCGUCGGGGAACUGGAUGUUUAGUUAAGUCAAAGUCGAAAUCCAAAUCAGUGAAAAUAUGUGAAUAGAAACGAUAAGAAAAAUGUCUAUGAGAUGGUAAAAAAAAGAAAGAAAAACACAAGAAAAAAACUUAACUAUAUAUUAUAUACACUAGGUACUUAUAUAUUGAUAUAUAUUAUAUACAAAGAUGAGAAUGGAGGCGAAACGUUCGUUCAUUGAAUUUGUAGCGAGAAGGAGAAGGAGGAGGAGUACAUCGUGAACGCUUGUUCCGUUUGUUUCGUUUCUGUCAGGGAAGGGAAGAAUGCAAAAUAUGUUCUCGACUUCCUUUCGUCUUUGUUGUGCGAACAGCGUCGCAUCAGAUGAUGUUACAAAAGAAAAAAAACAAGGUGAUUUCGAUUUCGUCAAUAGUAGUAGCUUAUCGAGACUACACAGAAGAAACUUUAGAAGGUCUCGAGUAUGAGAUCUACAUUUCUGUUUUGUUCUGAUCGGUACAAUUGUUCGUGUCUUUUCCGUUCUGUUUUUUUUCCUUUGAAAUUUGAUAAAAUAAAUUUUCAUGUCAUGAA
This is a messenger RNA of Malaya genurostris, 17847 nucleotides long. RefSeq names its product CUGBP Elav-like family member 2. Gene Ontology annotation, cellular component: nucleus; ribonucleoprotein complex; cytoplasm. The transcript has 11 exons. The record is from RefSeq and is a predicted model, not a curated record. Gene Ontology annotation, biological process: mRNA splice site recognition; regulation of alternative mRNA splicing, via spliceosome. Bases 1527 to 3509 code for a protein of 660 amino acids. Gene Ontology annotation, molecular function: mRNA 3'-UTR binding. NCBI's taxonomy places the organism in Eukaryota, Metazoa, Arthropoda, Insecta, Diptera, Culicidae.